Molecule: messenger RNA, 3175 nt
Organism: Effrenium voratum
Lineage: Eukaryota; Dinophyceae; Suessiales; Symbiodiniaceae
Source: the annotation of a GenBank genome assembly
GUCUUGCUGGAUACUGCUUUUUUGCGCACCAGCCCUUGCAGACAACUUUACGCAGGAUGUCGAGGCUUACCUUGAGUCCCUGGCUAAGCUGCAACAUUUCGACCGCACGGAGAAGGACAAGGCCAUGCGCGGCUCCGCGAGACGAGGAUGCAGCAAGUCGGAAGUUUUCAAUUGCUGGGACAAUCCUAGCUGCUGCGAUAGCAGCGCGACGUGCUACGUCAAGCACCACGGCCUCGCCACGUGCAAGCAGCAGUGCACUCCAGGCGUUGAUGGCAAUGAUCCGAAAGACUGGCAGACGCCUUGGUCCUGCCAAGAGCUGAACAGCUUCAAGAAGUCGUUGAAGGCAAUGCAGCCAGUGCAAGCAGUGCAACCAUUGGACGCACCCAUGAAUGUGUCUUUGCGGGCCGACACCAAGCUGUGGUGUUCCACAUCUUGGAGAGGUGAUUGCCGGUACAAACCCAAUUGCUGUGACUCAUCCUUCACCUGCUUUGAGAGGGAUUCCGUCUAUGCCACUUGCCUUCCCAGCUGCCAACCUGGCAUUCACUGGGAGGAUCCACCACAAUAUCGCUACCCCUGGUCAUGCAACGCCAUCCGCGGGCCAAGCCCACCACCCCCACCCCCACCCGCACCGCCUGCAUCCUGCUCGGCCUCCUGGACAGCGAACUGCCACAGCAACCCCAUUUGCUGCGAGUCCGGGUUCACGUGCUACGAAAAGAGCAACAACUACGGGGCCUGUUUGAAUUACUGCUCUCCCGGCAUCCAUUACGAGGAGCCAGCGGAAUUCCGCACGCCCUGGAGCUGUCGUGUUCUGACGCCGGGUGCUUGGCCUUCUCCUUCGCCCUCGCCGCCGCCUCCGUCACCACCACCGCCGGCAUCCUGCUCGGCCUCCUGGAGUCAAAAUUGCAUGGGCAACCCCACCUGCUGUGAUGGCUCCUUCAAAUGCUACGAGAAGAACAAUGGCUAUGGCGCCUGCUUGGAUACCUGCACACCAGGCAUCCACUGGUCAGAGCCAGCACAGUAUCGCAGCCCUUGGAGUUGCCGCGUUGUGGGAGGCCCAUCCCCGCCACCUCCCACUCCGCCACCUCCCACCCCGCCCCCUCCGCCAACGCCAAGCCCAGCCCCACCAGCUCAAUGCUCCCCAUCCUACUCCGGCAAUUGCUUGGCUGCAUCAACAUGCUGUGACUCAAACAGCCGCUGCUUCAUGAAGAACAACGACUACGGCCAGUGCAUGUCCUCGUGCACCCCGGGCGUUCAUUGGAACGACCCUCCAGAGUUUCGCACCCCUUGGUCCUGCACUGUGGUGGGUGGUCCAGCGCCGACCCCAACCCCCACCCCAACCCCCACCCCAACCCCCACUCCAACCCCCACCCCAACCCCGCCGACGCCAGUACCCACCCCAGCCACGCCAGCUCCCUCACCACUACCAACGCCAACUCCAGGAGACGACGUGGACAUCCCCUUCUUGCACGACUCCUUGUACUCGCCCAGCAGCGCAGAGCUGAUGACCUUUCAUAUGUACCGAGCCCAGGGGCAUGGCGACUAUCCCCCGCUGAAUGUCAACACGGGCAACCUUGCUGGCAUCAUGUGGUAUAUCCAAAAUGAAGUGGUGUCCGGAGCAUACGGCAAUGGCAACAAGUUCGGCAUCGAGCGCAUUAGGCGCUUCAAAGUUCAGACAAAGGCAACCCAGACCUUGGUGGAAGUCAACAUGAACUUUGGAGUCCGCGUCGCCUUCGACUACGGAAACUGCACUGGUCCAACCUGCCGCUUCGAUUGGGAGGAAUAUGGGUACAAUGUGGGCUGCAACAACCUUGGAAUGUUCCCUUUCCCAAAGUUCGAGACGAACUACUCGGGCGGAGUUUGGUACAGUCUUCCUGGCGCUUGCCCCUCGAUGCCAUACUACAGCCAGACGCCGGAAUGUGAAGAAUUGCAGCCCGGCGGGCUAUGCGAUAUGGCCACUGGAGCCGGCGAUUGUACUUGGAGCUAUGAGGACGUAGGCGAUCAGAUCUGGCUUGGAGACCUGUACAGCGCCGCCAAGAUGAGCAUGCAGCAGUUUUGGGACCACAGUGACAACGUAACCUACAACGACUUCAAAGUGAAGGUUGCCCGAGACCUCUUUGAAGAGAAGUAUGGGGCAGAGCUGCCCAACCCCCCGUGCGACUUCGACUUCGGGCAUUGGGUUCUUGGUCUGGAGAUUUACACUGACCUGACCGCAGACAUGCAGCCUUCAAUCGGGCCUUCCAUGAGCAGGCACCGGAGGACUGCCCUCAGCUUCCGGGACUCCGCGCUGCCGCCGAUCUUCACCAUCGCCAUCCAGACGCUGCAGCAGUUGAGCUCCGGCUCCAUCAACGUGGCGGAUAAGAGUGACGAGCGGCGGCUGACAAAGCAGGUGCUGAACCUCUCCUGCAAUUGCCUGUCCUUCGACUUCAUGGGCACCAUCCCCGAUGAUACGUCUGACGAGCAGGGCACGGUCAUGGUCCCCCACAGCUGGAACAUGCUGCGGGACGAUGGCAUCCCCAAGUUGUUCUUCGACAUGUUCUCCAGGAGCUGCACCUAUCAGUGGACAGAGUGCGCUCAGUUCUGCCUGCAAUUCCUGGUUCUGCUUGCAGCUCUUAGGCGUUCCUUCUUUCAGAAGGAAGAAGAUCGAACGCGGCUGCUGGCCAGCAUGAUGCAGGGCUCGACAGCCAUCUUGGCCUCCAAGAUGGGUCUGCAGGACCACAAUUGCUACCACGAGCUUUGCCGACUGCUGGGCAAGAUUAACGCCACGCACCAGCUCAACGAGCUCUGCGCUAACGAGCAGUUUCAGUCGUGGAUCGAGCAGGUCUACGGCUUUACCAUGGACAGCCUCAGGAGAUGGGAGGUGAUGCCAAACUCGAAACACUACCUCCUUGGCUUUUGGGCCGCAAUGGUGAGCCCUGUCAUCUUGCUGCAGGACAAAGCCCCAAAGGCUUUGGAGAGCUUCAUCCAGCAGGCGGGGGGCACCGCCCGCCUGCUGCUUGCGCCUGACAUUUUUUUGCAGGUUGCGCCAGAGAAAUCGAAGGGAUUCCUUGUCGGGGGAUAUGAUAAGACCUUGAACAUGGGUCUCUUGAAAAAACAGAUGGCAAUCAGCACUGCCUUGCAGCAUUUGCAUGUUGCCAGCCAUUUUCCGUGGCCAACACGUCAGGGCUCAAGAGUGUAG